AUGCCAGCCAUGCCGAUAUGCAAAGACUCGGUGCUGCGGAAGCCAGCCGAAGUACCCGAGGCAAUUACCCGUCCGAAUAAAACACAGUCUUCAACUCAGCAGAUCCAGCAGAACCAAACUGAUGUACCGCAACCAUCGCUGCAAGACGCCGCAAAUGCGAUUUCUUGGAUGCAUGCUCCUGAACUCCCCGAUAAAGAUAGGAUCAUCACCCUUGUUGAAGAAUACUUCGCCCAUGUACAUCCGCUUCGCUGCUUCGGUUUUGUGCACAAACCGUCAUUCAUGCAGCGCCUUGACGACGAUUUUGACUCAUGUUGUAACAAUGAAUCACUUCUACAUGUUAUAUGUGCUUUGGGUGCAAAAUUCUUGGCCUUAGGCUAUUCUUCUCGUCAUGGUCUGUCACCUGAGGCUGUUCUAGAAGCAGGGAACCAGUGGGCAAAAAAGGCAAAAGUACGAAUAUUUGCUGACUUGGAUGACUUGUCGCUCGAGAAGCUAAUGACUGCAAUUCUCCUUUAUGACCAUGAUUUACGUAUUGGAAGCUAUGCGAGUGCGUUCAUGCUCAGUGGGAUUACUUCGCGAAUGUCUCAAGCAUUGCAGCUGAAUCUUGAGCAUUCUGCCGAUGUGCUUUGUCUGAAAGCAGAGUUAUCCUCAGCAGCAGUAAUAAAUGAAGCACGACGGCGUCUUAUGUGGAGCUGCUAUGUGAUGGAUAGCUGGGUUGGCAGUGGUGUUAACCAACUCACUUUGCUGGAAGAUCGAGAUCUUAAGAUCCAGCUCCCCUGUGACGGCCACAAUUUCUCCUUAGGGAUCCCCUGCAUCACCGAACUUUUGGAUGAGGGAAAAAUACUGGGGUUCGUGCCAAGGAAUCACAUUCCACCACAUCCAUCCCAGAAUAUGGGCAUUGAAGCGUACUUCAUUCGCCUCGUCAGCUCGCGGAAGAAAGUCUUACGCUAUGUGAAGCAUCUGGACAUUGCAAGGCCCCCUUGGUUAGCAGGCUCCGAGUUCUUGUUACUGUCAGCCGAAUUCGACAACUGGCGAUAUUCCCUUCCGCAGAGCCUACAAUGGCGCCCAGAUGCCAUCUACGCACGCAGAGAGUCGUCGCAGCUCGGUGCACUGACCCUUCUCUGGUGCACCUACUACCAAACAUUGGUUGACCUAUAUCGCAUUGGGAUGCCUGCCAUCUUUCGCAUUCGGAAAAACGUUGAGUUUCCGCCUGACCAGCAGGACUUUCUCAAGCAUUGCCGUAGAGUUUGCUAUGAGAAUGCCCGCGAAGUCUCUAAUGUCAUAUCAGAGGCCUUGCGACAUGGUAUCAAAGCUCUUGCUGAUACCUGGUUAUGCAUCAUCGCCCAUGACAGCACCAAGGUCAUGCUUUAUUAUAUGAAGCAAGAUGAGAUGGCCCAAGGAGAGGUGGGCGACACCAAAGCACUAAUUCAGAAGAACCUUGAUGGACUCCUCCAAAUGAGACCUAUGGUGGCCACUGCCGAAUAUUGUUGCCUCUCGAUGGUCAGGAUGAUGAUUGCAGCUGGUAUACAGCCUCACAUUCCACAAGGAGCGGCAACCAAUGGGAGCGCGUCCGAGCCAGUUGACGAGAUGCCUUCCAUACCAGGAUCCCCUGUCCAGGAGUCCCCGGAAAAUGUUUUGAACCCCCUCGCAAUUUAUCGCAUGGCACGAACUGCCUUGCACGAGAAAGAUUCCGGAAUCUCAGCAUCCCUGUCACCCUCGACCCACAGUGAACUUUCAACAGCGAUCUUGCAGCCAAGAUCUGAUCGCCAGCGUACUUCAACCAAGUCUACCACGAAUAAUCAUCCACAAGGCCGCCGACGAGAUUACUCUGGUCAAGAGAUAUACCAGCAAAAUCCGCCUUCACAUCCGUCAGUUGAGCAAAUCCAGGGGUAUUCUACUCAGCUAAGGCAAGAGGAUCAACCUUUAUCACUCGGAAAUAAUUCAUCACAGUUUCCAGUCACGGGGUCAGGCGGCGCCUGGGAUCCGGCGGACAUGGCCGUUAUGGAUAUGCUGAAUGGUGGGAUAACCCCAUGGACUGCAGAAUAUCUAACAGAUGGCCAGUCUGGCGGUGUGGAUCCUUUCCUGUUUCCCUUCUAG
Molecule: messenger RNA, 2094 nt
Organism: Penicillium lagena
Lineage: Eukaryota; Fungi; Ascomycota; Eurotiomycetes; Eurotiales; Aspergillaceae
Product: fungal specific transcription factor domain-containing protein
Exons: 8
Coding region: 1-2094 (697 amino acids)
Biological process (GO): DNA-templated transcription
Cellular component (GO): nucleus
Molecular function (GO): zinc ion binding; DNA binding
Source: RefSeq, a predicted model, not a curated record